This is a messenger RNA of Xyrichtys novacula (pearly razorfish), 6486 nucleotides long. The record is from the annotation of a GenBank genome assembly. NCBI's taxonomy places the organism in Eukaryota, Metazoa, Chordata, Actinopteri, Labriformes, Labridae.
AUGGUGAGUGUAAAACAACCUCACGCUGUUUAUGCUUUAGUGGGAUUAAAUAUGUUAUUUAUUAAUUAAAAAAGUCACCUUCAACAUUGGCUUAACGUUUGACUCAACAGCUACGAUUGAACAUUAAAGUUUGACAGGAAAGCUAGCGGUGUUAGCAUGGGUACGAGGCCGUCUGCCUGCGCCUCUCAUAUAUGUCUCUGCUCGCUCAUAGCUAACAACACGCCUGCUAACUCUACAUGUUUGCAUAGUGUUAAAGUAAUUAAGACUUGUUUUUAUUGUAUCUUAAAAUGCAUUUAGGCAAAAAAAAGACUAAAGCUUUGUUUCUUAUUUUGUUAUGACUUGUUAUCGUAAUGUUGUACCGUAUUUCACAUCAUGCAUGUCGGAUUACAGCAACAACUGUUGACAUUUACUCUCAUAUUUCUAAGAUUAAAGGUUAAAGUCGAAGAAAAGUGUACAUUAAAGAGUGAUCCAAGUACAACAGGGUUAAGAUGCAUAAAUUAAAAGUUGAUGUUCAUUGAUUCUGAUGUUGAAUAUUACGAAGUUUAUCUGGUGUAGGGGUUUCUCUCUACUGUUCUUUACAAACACGUAUCAUUAUUAUUUUACAAGAAACUGAUUUGAAGCAGUCAACUCGUGCCCAGUCAGUCAUGAGGCCCUCCUGACAGCUCAGUGAUUGGGCAAAUUUAGGUCUGCUGCAUGCAGGAGCAUGUGUGUGUGCCAGCUUAGAGGAAAACUAUGUAUUUGUGUAGCUGCUGAUCAUCAAUAAUAGAUUAUGUAUCCCUCCUGCUAUAUGGUCACAGUGGAUAUCUCUGGUACACACCUGACAGCUUAAUCCGUCUUAUUGACAAACCUGAAAGAAAAGCCUGUAAACUAGAAAGCCGUCUUGGUUCUGUCACAGCCAUGAAUGGUUGUUUGAAAAGUGUCAGUGACAUGUGUAAGACUCAGAUCAGGAUGUUUAUAACAGGUUUAACAUCCUUCUGUUUUUGUUUGCUUUCCAUUAUUAGAAGACUUCACUGAUCACCUACAACAUAUUAAUACCUUAUGAGCCAACUCGCAGCCUCAGAUCCUCUGGCGAAGGCCUCCUGGUCGUUCCAAAGUCGAGGCUCAAAACUAAAGGUGAUAGAGAUUUCUCCAUCAGAGCUCCUCGACUUUGGAACGACCUGCCAGAGGAGAUAAGGCGUGCAGAGACAGUCGCUUCUUUUAAGUCAAAUUUAAAAACUCACUUUUACAGACUUACUUUUACGUGAUGCCAUCUUUUAUCUUUUUUCUUGUGUCUUUUACCUCUUUUAUCUUAUUUCGACUUACUAUCCUUUUAGCCUUUGUUUUACUUAUAAUCUUUUCCUAUUUUACCUUUUAGGUCAUUUAUUGAUUUUAUUGUUUUUCCUGCUCCUUUUUAGUAUUCCAUUUUAUCAUUUAUAUUACCAUCAUUAUUAUUUUAUUAUGAUUUUAUUAUCAUUAUUAAUGUCCUCUUUUAUACUUCCUAUCCUGUUUCCUGCUUUCUGUCCUCCUUUUCUAUUUAAUUUCUUCUUACCUAUUUUAUGUUUUUAUUUUGGUCCUCAUGGUCUCAUUUUAUGUCGUAGGCGUCUUGUAUUGCCUGGGUUUCUUAUGAAAAAUGAAAUUGGCCUUCAAUUCAGAGGCCUUGUUUUUAACUGAGCUUUUGUUUUUAUUUGUUUUUUUAUUUUCAUGUGCUGAUGUUCUGUGCUUUGCAACUGUUGUCAAAGCACUUUGUAAACUUCUGUUUUUAAAAGUGCUAUAUAAAUAAAGUUAUUACUAUUAUUAUUAUUGUUAACAAUUCAAGAAUGGGUAAGCUGUGGGGAAAUUAUCAUUAUGUUCUUUGAUAAAUAGUAUUGUCUGUGAUAUGUUUACAGAGUUUCCUAGGGGGUUUGUUUGGGCCGGUCUGUGAGAUAGACGUUCUGCUGAACGAUGCAGAAAACAGAAAGACAGCCGAGCUGAAAACAGAAGAUGGAAAAGUGGAGAAACACUACCUAUUCUACGAUGGAGAGUCUGUGUCUGGCAAGGUAAACCGAGUGUUUUUUACGUGUGUUCUUACGUGUAGAGGGAGGUAGAGUCCUCGAAGGUUCGACACAAAGAGGCCAUGAUUUAAAUUUGCUGUCAUUUCAUAUAUAAGUCAACAGUGCUCAGUCAGCACACUGUGGACAUCUCUGCAGUCUAUUUUGGGAUCUUCUCUUGAACUGAGCCCAGUGGGAAAUUAAACUUAAUUUUAUGAGUGUGUGUGUGUGUGUGUGUGUGUGUGUGUGUGUGUGCAAGACUUGUCCUGACUUCAGGAGGAAGUAGAGCAUCCAUGUUUAUGAUUCUGAGGAUGUAUCAGCCGUUAUAUCAGCUUUAAGUGAUAACAGAGGCUUUCUAGUAAUAAUUUCUCUUGCAGUAUUGCCAUGAUUGUCUUCACUGAGGUGCUUUUGAAGAGCUUAACCUUUUUGCAGGAGAACUUAACUAGAAUGUUUAUGAUUGCAGCGCCAGCCAACGUUUUUUUAUUUGUAUUUUAUGUCAUAUAGUAGCAUAUAAUUUUUUCAUACAUGGGUUUUUGUUCAUUUGAUGUGUCAUACAGUGAAUUUUUUUGCCUUUUUAGGUGAAUCUGAAUGUGAAGCAGGGAGGAAAGCGUCUGGAGCAUCAGGGUAUCCGCAUAGAGUUUGUUGGACAGAUAGGUGAGCUGAUAAAUCUCUCUGUUAUGACAUGUCUGUAUUACUCUGACUUUCACAAGAGUUAAUAAGCAUGUGUAGAUAAAAUUAUCAUCUCAAAGCAUAAUUAGCUCUUUUAUUCCUGUGCUAAUGCAACAGUCAUGAUGGAUAUUUUCUGUUUAACUAUUACAAUCUGUAGAUCUUCUUGUGUAAUUAACUGUGAAAUAUAGGAAUUGCACAGAGUGCUUUGGUUUUUACAGCUGUAAAACUGCAUGUCAACAAUAGGCUGUUGGCUCUCUCAUGUGGUUAAAAGGGUUUAGCAGAGCAUGUGGUUGUCAUGUGCAGCCUGCAAUGGUGGAGUUAACUCCUCCGUCUGUAUUUACAGAAGGAGGAGGAGAAUGAAAGCAGUGUGUUGAAAGAGUAUGCAAUAAUACAAUAAAACAAGUACAGUUAAACUUUUUAAAGUGUGGCUUAAAAACCGUACAGACCACUAACUAUCUUAAAUCCACCCUGCUGUCUGACUUUUUUCCAGAGCUUUUCUCCGACAAGAGCAACACCCACGAGUUUGUGGACUUGGUGAAAGAGUUGGCUCUACCUGGAGAGCUCGCCCAGAACAGGAGCUACGACUUUGAGUUCAUGCAAGUGGAGAAGCCUUAUGAGUCCUACACUGGAGCCAACGUUAGGCUAAGGUAUAUUUACUAAUACAACUGUCCAUUUAAACAAACCACAGGAUUUUAGUGCAAAGUGUCGACAUGUAAUUGAACAGCACAGGCAUUUGGAACUGUUUCUGUUCGCUCUGCUGAGGUGCUCUUGAUAACAUGAAAUAACGACACCAAGGAUGGUCUUUUUUGUAUUACAUAGGCCAUCAAAGCAGCUGUUGAUUGAUUCUUAUUUCUCUGAUGGAUUGAUGAAUAUAAACAUUGAGUUGAAUGUACAUGUUGCAAAGCAGCUACCUUGACCGGAAAUGACUAGAGCAGCAGAUGUUUGCAACAGUAUUGUCAGUCUAGAGUAGCAGAUCAGGUGUGGUUGGAGGAACCAUAUGAGGAUAAAUAGACAUUAAAAUUGUUGCUUAUUAAGAAGUUGUAGCUCAUUGCUGGUUCUAUUGCUAAAUGAAUCACAUUGGGGUCUACUGUAUAACACGAUAAGGUUUUGAUUGGCUUUGUUUGCCAGCCAGCUUUUCUGACGUACAUCUUCUGACUUUUUCUUUCUGUGUGUGAACAUCAAGAAAAAACUGCAAACAGGUAUGAAUAAAUGAAUAUUCAUGGUGGUAUCAGUGCUGGUAUCAGUAAUACAGAAACUAUCAAUUAAUUUAUUGACAAUCUUUUCACUUAAUUAGAACAAAAAAAUCAUUAUCAUCUAACAGCUGAAGGUUCCCAAAUGUCCCUCUUAUGAAAUGUAGUACCAUUUGCUUGUCAGACAGCUUAUGAUUUUAAGACACUUCUCAAAUUUACAAAUGUUUCAUGUUUUAGUCUGGUCACCAAAAACUAAAGUAAUAUUUAGCUGUAGCCAUGUUUGAAUGAUGUAACUUAUCUAAUAGUCCAGCACCAACUCGGUUUGGAAAGAAAAGUGUUUUGCUCUGACCAAACUAGGAUAAAACCUCUUUGCUGCUUGUCCUGGCCAGUUCUGUGACUCUCACAGCUCGUGUUGUCUGUUUGUGUUCCUGCAGGUAUUUCCUCAGGGUGACAAUAGUCCGCCGUCUGUCUGAUUUAGUGAAAGAAUACGAGCUGAUUGUUCACCAGUUAGCCACCUACCCAGAUGUCAACAACUCAAUCAAGAUGGAGGUCGGCAUAGAAGACUGUCUGCACAUUGAGUUUGAAUACAACAAGUCAAAGUAAGAACAGUGUCCCUUAUCAGUGCUAAUGUACUGUCCCACAAAUAGAAAGAAGAAAAACUGACUGCACUUUGGUUUGAGCAGCUUUUCAUUGUAACUCUUCUUUAGAUACCAUCUGAAGGACGUGAUUGUUGGGAAGAUCUACUUCCUGCUGGUCAGGAUCAAGAUCCAACACAUGGAGCUGCAGCUCAUCAAGAAGGAGAUAACAGGCAUAGGUAACAAUCCUGCCCGUGGGUGUGAAAUAGAACCAAACCAACAUAGAUCAGAAACUUAGAUGCUAAUUGACCAGCAGCAUGACUCUACUAGAUUUGUAACUGUGGUUUUUGUAAAUCAUCAAAUUUUUGAUUUUUUUCUUCUACCUUUUAAAUGCUGUCCGCUUUCUUCUCUGCACAGUGUUUACAUCCCCAGAGGAUUUCAGACCUUCAGCUUUGCUUCACUUCAUUGCCUUCUAUAUGGCUCACUUAACAUAGAUGUUGUCCUCAUUUUCAGGUCCCAGUACGACCACAGAAACAGAGACGGUUGCGAAGUAUGAGAUCAUGGACGGUGCUCCAGUUAAAGGAGAAUCAAUCCCCAUCCGAUUGUUUCUCGCAGGUAAUUCCUUAUCUUCCUCUGUGUCACCCUGAUAUGAGGCUUCAGGAAGUGCUAUCAGUCGCUAUCACUUUUCUGGCACACUAGCCAGCCCAGCCUUUCCUCUACACACCCACACACAAACACAAACACACACACACACACAGAUGUAUGCACUUGUAGCGUUAGUGACAUGCUAAUGCUGCACAUGUACCCACACAAGACAUGCAGAAUGUUUUUUCUUCUUCUUCUUUACAUUUAGGAGUAAUUACUUAAAGACUUUGAAUGCUCUCAUCAUUGAACAGAAUAUUUAGUAAACACAGUCCAUUUGGCAUCAUAUGAAAACUUGUGUUUUGUUACAGGAUAUGACCUGACACCCACCAUGAGAGAUGUCAACAAGAAGUUUUCUGUCCGUUUCUUCCUGAAUCUGGUGCUGGUGGAUGAAGAGGACAGAAGAUACUUCAAACAACAGGUAACAAACCUGCACCCACAGCAGAAGUGUUACUCAUCAGCGAGCUAAUGUCUGUUGUUUCUCCAGCACACUAAGAUACACAUUUCGUAUUACAUAAGUUAUGUCUAUUUGCAUUUGUAUCGAAGAUCUUUUAUGUUUUGUUUUGUUUUUGAAUGACGCAGUGUAAGUAAGACGUUGGGGCUAUAUUAUCACAAGUGGGUCUUAUUUCUAAUAUCAGAAAAAGUGCUUAUAGAUAACAUGAGCACAAGGUACAUGUCUCUAAUUGCCUCUGUGUGAAGGGAGAUGCAGUGAAAGCAUUUGUGUUUUUUUUAAGGCUGUUAAGCAAAGCACUGUGGUUAACUCUUAGAUGUUCAUGACAACUCCACACGACACCUUAACUCUUUAUUUGACUCUAACUCCUCAAAUAAAUCUGUAAAAUCUGCGCUUAUACCAGUCCACCAGCUGAAAAAAAGGAUUACUCUGUUUUGUGCAACUUCAAACUUUCUGAUGCUGAUAAGCAGCAAAGAAAAAAAAUAUAUCAUUUUUAUGUCAAGGCUUGUAAGGCUUGUAUUGUUAAACUAAGAAAUAUGGCAAAUAAGUCAAAGUUAACCACUCAAACUAUUAAAUUUAAAGGCAAAAAUAGCUUUACAACACUUCAAAAUAAAAGAAACAUGCACAUCAGUCUCCAAAGUUCAGUCCGUAGUCUUCACACUGCACAAACCUCUGUGAGACCCACCUGUUGAUCUUAUGGCUCCAGCGUGUUCGAUCCUGUGUUCUAUUUUGGUCUUGGUUAUCUACUUUUGUAAGCACUUGUUUGUUGACAUGUAAAUAUUAGGUUUGCACUGAUGUUUGUUUUCUUUCAUCGUCUCCCCUUCUGCCGCAUGAAGGAGAUUGUUUUGUGGAGAAAAGCUCCAGAGAAGCUGAGGAAAAGAAACUUUCAUCAGCGUUACGAGUCUCCGGAGCCCCGACCCCAGCCAGUUACUGCAGAGCAGCCAGAGAUGUGA